AUGGCUAACCCCAGUGUUCUUACCUUUGAUACUGAGGGUCGUGCUGUUGACUUUGAGUCUUUGAGGGGUGUUCCCCCUCCCCCCUCUUGCCCUCUGUUGCUUCUGCUGCUGCUGCCAACCUCGUUGGGGGUCGGCGCUGCGGGGUCGGCGCUGCGUCUGCCCCUAGCGGGAGACGCCGCACCGGCAAGGGCAAGGGGGGCAAGGGCGCUGGAGGGGCUGGCGGGGGCGAUGGAGGUGGUGGUGGAGGAAGUGGAGGGGGUGGGGUUGGUGGUGGGAGUGGUGGCGGGGGUGGAGGUGUCGGUGGCAGCAGUGGAGGCGGAGGAGGCGGCGGCGGUGGCGGAGGGAGCGCAGGCGGCGGAGGUGGCGGAGGCGGCAGAGGUGGCAGAGGUGGCGGAGGCGGCGGCAACAGCACUUGAGCUGGUCGCAGCUCUGCGCAGAGGAGUGGGUCCGGUGGCGGUCCGCGCCAGCAGCAGCAGCGCAGUCGUGAGACCCUGUCCCUUUAGCAGCUUCGUGAGUUGUACGCUGCGCGUCAGCGCGGUGGGGGUACUGGUCCCUGUACCUACGUCCUCCACACCGGCAACCGCGCUGGUGAGCAGUGCGGGGGCCCGCACUCCACCCAGCGCUGCUUCGGCCGCCUGA
Molecule: messenger RNA, 639 nt
Organism: Closterium sp. NIES-65
Lineage: Eukaryota; Viridiplantae; Streptophyta; Zygnematophyceae; Desmidiales; Closteriaceae
Source: the annotation of a GenBank genome assembly